AUGGAAUCCCACCUCUGGACUUCCAUUGAAGAACAAACAAAAAGCAUCGAUUUACCCCAAAACGACGCCGUAUUACCCGACCCCAUUCUCUUCCCUACUUCUCCGGCCAGACCCUCCUCCGCGUCCGUCCCAAUUCCGUGGGCAAUGUCGUCGCCGCCGCGGACAAAUCAGCAACCUUUUGUUUACCACUGCAUAGCCUCUCUCCACCGGCCGGAGGGCAACAUACUGUCAAUUGCGAUGACAAAGGAGUUUAUAUAUGUGGGGUCGGAGAGUGGGCGGAUUCAGUCGUGGAAGCUGCCGGAGUGCCCGGGAGUUGGGUUCAUAAAGGCCAGCUCCGGUCAAGUUGGAGCCAUGUUUGCGUGUGGGAGGAUGGUGUUUAGUUCCCAUGGGGAUUACAGAGUUCGGAUUUGGGAAGUGAAAAUGGGAAAUAAGAGAUUGAAACCCAAAAAGAUUUCGACUUUGCCCCCAAAACGCUCGCUUUUUGUGGUCAGAAACGGCCGCCGGCAGCUGCAGCAGCAUUCCGAUCACAUUUCUUGCUUGGCUUACAACGAUUCUGAUAAGCUUCUCUAUACAGGUUCAUGGGAUAGCACAGUGAAAGCUUGGAAUAUCUCAGAAAAUCGAUGUGUAGAUUCAUUUGUAGCUCAUGAAGGCCAUGUAAAUGCAAUUGUCAUAAACCAAGAAGAUGGUUGCGUUUUCACUUGUUCUUCUGAUACCUCUGUCAAGAUCUGGAGAAGGGUUUAUGGAGAAAGCUCCCAUAUUUUAACCAUGAUUCUCAAGUUCCAACUCUCCCCCGUCAACGCGCUCGCCCUAAGCCUCCCGUCGUCGUCGAAACCAUGCAACUUUCUCUACUCGGGUUAUUCGGAUGGCCACAUCAACUUUUGGGAGAAGGAGAGCUCCUCGAGUAGGUACAAUCAUGGAGGGUUGUUACAAGGCCAUCACUUCGCAGUUCUGUGCUUAGUAACGGUAAAAGAUUUGAUUCUGAGUGGGUCAGAAGACACGGCGAUAAGGAUAUGGAAGAGAGAGGAGAGAGGAAAUGGGUAUGUUCAUUGGUGCAUUUCAGUGAUCGAGGGGCACCAUGGGCCAGUCAGGUGCUUGGCGGCGGGCAUGGAGAUGGAUAACAUGGGGAAUAUGUUGGUUUGCAGUGCCAGUUUGGAUCAGAGCUUUAAGGUCUGGAGAGUGAAGCUUUUUCCUCCCCCGGCGAUGAACAGGUCGGAGAUGAAUGUGGAACAGUUGAGGAAGGAGAUUGGUGGAUGUGAAAUGAAUAAUCCUGUUCUUUCACCUUCUUGGGUAGAGAAGAGGAAGCUUCAAUUUGAUGACUAUUAUGUAUCUAAGAAUAAUAAUAAUAAUCCCUUUUAA
Molecule: messenger RNA, 1356 nt
Organism: Cucurbita moschata (crookneck pumpkin)
Lineage: Eukaryota; Viridiplantae; Streptophyta; Magnoliopsida; Cucurbitales; Cucurbitaceae
Product: protein JINGUBANG-like
Exons: 3
Coding region: 1-1356 (451 amino acids)
Molecular function (GO): protein binding
Source: RefSeq, a predicted model, not a curated record